This is a messenger RNA of Morus notabilis, 754 nucleotides long. Its product is annotated as 60S ribosomal protein L24. Gene Ontology annotation, cellular component: cytosolic large ribosomal subunit. The record is from RefSeq and is a predicted model, not a curated record. Lineage: Eukaryota; Viridiplantae; Streptophyta; Magnoliopsida; Rosales; Moraceae. Bases 59 to 553 code for a protein of 164 amino acids. Gene Ontology annotation, molecular function: mRNA binding; structural constituent of ribosome. Gene Ontology annotation, biological process: cytoplasmic translation. The transcript has 5 exons.
AGGGUUUUUCCGCACCGGAGGAGGAAAAAAGCAGCAGCCACAAACAACAAGAGCAGCCAUGGUUCUCAAGACGGAGCUCUGCCGUUUUAGUGGUGCCAAGAUAUACCCUGGGAAAGGCAUCAGAUUUGUUCGUUCUGAUUCUCAGGUGUUCUUGUUUGCAAAUUCCAAAUGCAAGAGGUAUUUCCACAACCGCUUGAAGCCAUCUAAGCUUACCUGGACAGCCAUGUACAGGAAGCAGCACAAGAAGGAUAUUGCCCAAGAGGCAGUAAGGAAGAGGAGACGUGCCACUAAGAAGCCUUACUCUAGGGCCAUUGUUGGUGCCACCUUGGAGGUUAUCCAGAAGAGGAGGACUGAGAAGCCCGAGGUUCGUGAUGCAGCAAGGGAAGCUGCUCUCCGUGAGAUUAAGGAAAGGAACAAGAAAACAAAGGAUGAAAAGAAGGCCAAGAAGGCAGAAGUCACGGCCAAGACACAGAAGACACAGGGCAAGGGUAAUGUUGCCAAGGGAGCUGCACCGAAGGGCCCAAAGCUUGGUGGUGGUGGUGGAAAGCGCUGAGCCAUUCAAUUGGUUUAUCGUCUACCCAUUGCGACGCAAAGUAAUAGAUAGGAGAUAUUUGUUAGUUUCCAAAUUAAAGUGUUUGUAAGGAUUGAGUUGGCCUUGUUUGUUGGCCAAAGCGCUUUUGUCUUUUUGUUGUUUAUCGUUCAAAGAUUUGGCACUUCUUUAUCAGGUUAUGCGAGUACACUUUUUAAGUUCUCA